Molecule: messenger RNA, 1549 nt
Organism: Somion occarium
Lineage: Eukaryota; Fungi; Basidiomycota; Agaricomycetes; Polyporales; Cerrenaceae
Source: the annotation of a GenBank genome assembly
GCUUCAGCCACGACAUUGCUACAGUCUUCUAUCCAGAGCUGGCCUCCCUCAUAUAAUACCCAUAUACUACUCUACUUAACAUAUUAAUAGGUUGUCUAUCUGAACACCAUGACUCUCCAUUCUAGCGCAAAUACGGCCGUUUCUGAGAAGGAGAAUAGACUGAAUAAUACCACUGAAUACCGCCGUCCACGUGAAGAACCACUGUCCGAUUUGCUCAAUGUUGCCCGUCAACAAAACUGCGCUAUUGUGGGCGUACCCAAGGAUCUUUCAGAAACGGAUAAUCUUUUGUUCGCACUGUUGCCCUCCAUGACCCCCGAGCCUGGCUUUGUACCCUACACAUUCCAGAGCGGCGUUGGGCAUUCGAACUGGAGAGACGAAUGGUCCGAAGACUCCUCGGACGACUUCUCGCAAUCGGACGACUCUUGUGACAUUCUGGGAAAUACGGUAUAUUCAGGGUCCUUUGUCCCAUACGAAGUCUCCGUUCCCAUUUCCGCGGCUAUACUCAACGACCCUCUUCGGAUGAUUCGUUGUCCGUCUUUCUACUUCGACCCCUACUUUCCGGAUGACGGCUCUAAGGGCCUUGAUACUCAAACUAAGGAACCUCUCAAUAUGGACCCUGAUGCACCCGAUGAACCAUAUAUCGUCAAGUUGCCAUAUCAGUUUAGCAGCAUCCUGGUGAACCCGAUUCUUAAAGAACCUACCGAAGUUGUCAUGGAACCUUUGACUGAACCUGCAGGCGAAUUAUCAAGUGAGCCGGAAGCUAAGCUCGCCGCCCUACCUCCAGACAUGUACACUCGCAAGCGCCUGGAACCUUCUUCGGAUGACUUUGAUCUCGCAGACACUCCUCUUUUAGUUCUGCCUCCAAGACUCGAGUCUGAUUAUAGCUCUUUUCCUGAAACGGCCAUAGGGACUAUUAGCACGAGCACCACGACAAGCACAGGCACCACCACCGGCAGCGAGAGCGAAAGUUCUAGUGGCGAUGAAAACUCAAGCAACAUUCCUAACGAACAAGAAGAAGGCGGAAGCUCCAACAGCAGCGUAUCCUGCAGCGAUAGUGAUAGCGAGGGCGAUGAUGACGAUAGCACCGUCAACACUCCCUGUCUCCCUGCAAACCCCGGGCCCAUCCCUGCUGGCUCUGCUCCUACAACCGGUCUUUCCAACCUGCCCGAUCAACAACACUCGACGCCUUUCCAACAGAACUUUCGACUUUCAGGUCCUUACUUUGGCACCUUGCGCGCUCCUGCCUCUACUUUGUUUAACAUGCAACGACGAGAUUGGCCGAUGUUAAACAACGCUUGCAGUCCCGGCGUAACCUUGCGGAUCCUGCCUCGCUUCGGAUUGGCUACGUAUGGUGGGGCUGGACCCGACCUGAACGUUUGACACGAACUCGUCAUUUCCCAAAUGGUCUCGAAUACUUUGUAUCUUGGAUGAACCCUAUUAUAAUCCCCGGACUCUAGAUUCUAUCAUCUUUCUGCAUUUUUUAUAGUCCCACUUGUACCUUUAUUCCUGUACACUCCUACGAAGUCAAUGUCAAACAGAAGUUUUACAG